Molecule: messenger RNA, 2181 nt
Organism: Laccaria bicolor S238N-H82
Lineage: Eukaryota; Fungi; Basidiomycota; Agaricomycetes; Agaricales; Hydnangiaceae
Exons: 8
Coding region: 1-2181 (726 amino acids)
Source: RefSeq, a predicted model, not a curated record
AUGAAUUCCAUCAGUCUACCUGAUCCUUGUCUCACUGCUCAGACAAUUCGUACUGGCCCCGUUGAUCCCGACGUAGGAGGAAUUGCAGUAGGAGUGUCCAAUAUCUCAAUAAACAUACUGCUUCGUACGUCACCCUCGCGGAACUUUUCAAAUGUAUGCUACACCUCGAGAAUAGCGAUCCUCCUACGCUGGUCAGGCCAUGAUUUGAAGACCUCGAUCUUUAUGCUAUUAUCUCAAGUCUAUCCAAUCCUCAUUGCAACGGCGUCAAGCAUUGGGAGCGAAGACCUUUCCUUGUUCGAUGCUCAUUACGCGGUCGCCGUUACUGCUUCUCCCAUAACCGUCUACCUCGUCUAUUCUUCAUUUCGAGACCUUUUCCUCGGCCCGAAUAUUCUUUUUCAGAAACUUAUGUCGUCUAAGGCCAUUGUGCGGUACCUCGGCCUAAUGCUGCCCUUUCUCUGGCUCUUUGUAAGUCUCAUGACGUCUUUCUACACAAAGGCCUUCCGCAAUAGUCCACUCUGCCGGGGAAUGACCCUAUCUCUGUGGACUGAGUUCCAACUCGCAUCCAACUUUAUCGGCGUCCUUGAUGUGAUGGGUAAGCGUGAUCUGAUAGACGACAUCGUGCAAAGAGGAGGAUUGGGAACGGUGUCGCUCUUAGGCCUCUGGAUAUACGGAAUCUACCUAGUUCGCCACAGACGUGACAUAUUUCACAAAUACCAAACCUGGCAAAAUAAAUCACAACAUCUCCCAACGUGGAAGCGAAUUUUUCUCACGGUCUGGUACAUACCAAUGGCGUGUUGGUUCGUUGUUACGAAGUCUCACCCAUGGAUGAUAUUCCUCGUUGUUUUUUGUUUUCACUGGAGUUGGUGCCUUGGGAUAGCCAGGGGGCUAACAUUCGAUGGUUAUCAAUUCAAUUACGGCCAGGUGACUUCGGUCUUCUCUAUAAUACCGCCCUUCCUUGCUGUCGGCGAAUUGCUCGUCCAGCGAUCGAGCGACAUAUUCGAUUACUUCAAGGGCAUGCCCCGGUAUUUCUGUACUGGUGUCAGGUUUUUACUGACUGGGCGACCGAAUUCCCGGGAACAAGAUCUUUUGGAAACACGGCGCGCUUCAAAUUCUUGGUCACCCCUCCAAUGGUUAGGUGUCCUCGUUGUGUGGCUCUCCGUUUCGGGACUUCAAGCCGCCUGGAUUUUGGGAUACGUGGAAGGAGGGUCAAAACCCAACCUCCGUAACAUAGUGACCGCCCACCACAAGUUGUGGAAACCGUUUUCAAUAUCUCUGUAUGUCAAUGGAUACAUGGUGUGCGUCAUCAACAUCCUGGUGUGGACCAGUUACUUCGAGCACGUAAGAUGGUGGAAGACCCGUGAAACGAUGGCAGCGUCCCCAAUUGACAAGUUAUAUAAAACAUCUAUCAAGUAUAUGAAGAGGACCUUGCAUCUCAUAAUCGUCCUUCCAAUUGCCUUCGCCAUGUGCGCUGGCCCAUUAUUUGCCCCAUUCGCUGGCUUGCCCCUCGCCCAGCAGUACCAAUGGACGCACGUUUGUGACUCCUUCGCCGGAGAAGCAAUCAUCCAAUCACCCUCCCUCGGUUCUUCUCGAAAACCUCUCAUGUCAUUCUAUUACCCCCAAACCCCAGACUCAACCGCCAAAAUCCACUAUUUUGACUACGUUAUGGCAAAUGACCCAAACGCAACGAUCCAAACGCUCUCAUUCGCCGGCGCAGUAUCGCAAGGGGUCAUUCCAGCCGACCUCUGGCCAGACAUCCAAUCCGUAUCAAUCGCCUCCCCCGGAAAAAGCAACUCCAUCUCAGCGCAAUGCGCAACGGCAGGCAACUCGUCCAUGGUUCCCGUCCCAUGCAUGACGGGGACUUAUCAAAUAUCGCCGUAUCUUAAUUUUUCACUCCAAGAUUCUGGAAAUACCACUUAUCUUCGGGCGGUCGAUGAAGAGUGGCAAUUUGUUGAUGACGCUCCAAGCUUUGUCCUUCGAUACUCCUCGCCAGAUCCACACCAGCCACUGGGAGGCAUAGCCAUCCAGACUGCUGUCACGGAGCGCAACCAUUGCGAAGUUCUCAAAGUCUGCCUUGGCUCCAGGAAAUUGGGUUUCGAUAUCCUGGCUCCCCUUGGGGUAGCGUUUAUCUCUCAGAACAACUUCGCCGCCUUCUGCACGCAGCCUCGAAUCUACAACCUUUGA